This is a messenger RNA of Paramuricea clavata, 3427 nucleotides long. The record is from the annotation of a GenBank genome assembly. Lineage: Eukaryota; Metazoa; Cnidaria; Anthozoa; Malacalcyonacea; Plexauridae.
AUGCACGCUGCUGCUGCGAAAGGGCACAGAGAUGUUGUUGAACUUCUGAUAAAAAGUAAUAUCAGCUUUUACAAAUCAAGCAAGAAUUAUCCAACUCCUCUUCACUUGGCUGCAGGAAAUGGACAUUUAGAAGUGCUUAGGUUGUUUUAUGAAUACGGCGCAAAGUUUGACGUGAUUACACUGCAUCACGCGGCAACAAGAAACCAUCUGGAUGUCGUGGAGUUUUUGUUAACAGCAGUAAAAGUUCGUGAUAGUUGUUUACAAUGUACAUGUAAACCUGAACAGUUUUCAAAAUUUAGUGUAGAAGGUGUGCACUUACAUUUCUGUGAAACGGCACUUCAUGCUGCUGUGUCAAGAGGAUACAUCGAUAUCGUAAAAAGUUUGUUGCCGUUUGAAAACGAAUCGUUGGAAUGCAAACAUCAUUCUGGAAAGACAGUGUUAAUGGAUGCUGUUGAGAGAAAUGAUAUUGAAAUGGUUGACUUACUAUUGGAGAAUGGUGCCAAUGUCACCGCGCCGUGUGGUAGUAAAAUAUCGAAGAAGAGUAGAAAUGAAAUGUGUUCAUUAUCUUCUACGUAUAAACAGGAUUUCUUGUAUAUGGUAUAUUGUGCAGAAGAUAGUUGUGAAUGCGGUAACACCGCAAUUCAUGUGAGUGCUAAACAUGGUUUCUGGAAAGUUGCAGAAAAACUUGUUAGCAAACAAGUUUUUGAUUUAACAGAUGUGAGAAACUGCGUCGAUGAAAAUGCAUUGCUUGUUGCUAUUUCGCAUGGUCACACACAUUUUUUAUACCAUACUAAUGAAAGCUAUAAAAGACAUGGUCAACAUUUACUUGAUUCUGCAAUUGUUAAAGGAGCCGUUAGACGAUUUUCUGAUAAUGCAGUGAAACGUAUUCUUGAUUAUCGGAUUAAUUAUGUAUACGAACAUACAUGGGAACUUUUAUUGCUUAGCGUAACUCAUUGGACACCAUAUGGCCAAUGCAGGCUGUGUUUAGAUUGGCCCUCCAUUUGUCCAGAGGUUUACGAAGAUGAAAAUUUUUCUUUGGUAGAAUGUAUAGAAAGACUAUCAAAAAAGAGCUUAGCUAUCAUUAGGUUACUAAUUGAAUCGAAUAAGUCGUAUAAAGAGAAAUUACUUAUUCUGAACAAAAAAGGUGAUAAAGGAAGGACACUUUUGCACCAUGCUGCUGAAAAUGGUUUCGAUGAUGCUGUUAAAUACCUAGGUCAAAUCGGUGCCGAUACACAAAUCGAAGGUGAAGAUGGCGAAAGCCCGUUGACUUUUGCGUUAACGAGGGUUUUUUUUGUAUCUGCGAAGCAGAUAUAUAUGCUAUCGCAAACGUGACCGUACUGUUACCGUACCGUAUGUUAACACAUAGCCAUUCAGCGACGAGCUUAUAUAUUUUAAACAUUUUAUGCCAAUUUAAGCCAAUCAGCGAUUCGUUUACAUCAAUUGUUUACAUCGUGCCCGCAUCUAACCUGCGAACGGGCAUACUUUAGCCUCGUCAGGCCUCGUGUACAGCCAAUUGCAGUUGAGCUUGCAGCUUGCAUUUUAAACGCGUUGUUGCAUCGUUCAAAAGUAUGCGUUCAUUCCUUGGAAACGCGCCGUUGCUAGGGGCGUAACGUGAACUUUUGGCGGGCGUUGUUGAGCUUCUGAAGAUUGAAGGGCGUAAACAUGUUGUUUUUCUAUUAUUGGCGUUGACGAAUUAAAUUAGGUAAUAGACACAGGUUUAGGGUUAUAAUUUGAUUGCAGGCAAAUGCAGGCACUCUUUUCUGUAACUGUAGUGUUUCGUAGCAGGCUGUGCUUUUGAAGACUUGAAGUCAUGGGAUCAAAAUAUCUUUUCAAGUUGGAAUACAACGACGACAAAUUUUCCACCUUUUUUGUGAACCUGUACGAGAAAAAUGAUUAUAAUUUUAUGGAUUUAACUAAUGACAUAAAAGCAAACGUUAGAUCACUGCAGCACGUAACACCAACUACAAUUAGAAUCAGGUACAAAGAUGAUGAUGGCGACUUUGUCAAUUUAUCAUUUGGGGACAUUGAAAUGUUCAAAGAAAUGUUCGAGUCCGCAAAUCAUGUCAAAGAUCGGGACUAUAAAAAGAUAUACCUGAAAGUUUCGCAGUUAGACUCUCCUGUUCUCGAUCCCCUCCCAAAGUCUAAGCAUGCUGCUGUCAAAAUCAACAAAGACGACGUUGAUAAAAAUCCCAAUACGGAACUUCCAGAUCCAAUUCUCAAUGAAUCCCAAAGGCGUCCUCCAAUGCACACUGCUGCUAGAAGUAAACUGAGUUCCAAGUUUAUUGGCGUCACCGAGGACCAGGACGAAGAGGCUGAAGAGCGCUAUUACGACAUGUAUUACGAUCCUGAUUACGAUAGAUUAGAGCCGACUCAAACCGUACCAGCACAAGGUGUAACUGGUCUUUCUCCUCUAGAACGCUACAUGAAAACACUAAACAAUAACAAAAGAGAGCAGGAGCUCAAAGUAGCGAAUCUAAGGGAUGAAUUAAUGACUGUCGAUAAAAAUCUGCUGCAAGCGAAGUCGAACAAUGAAUAUGUCCAGGGCAACGUAUGUGGCAACUGUCAUUUGAAACUUGGGCAUACGGCCAAAAAGUGCGUGCUUGACAAAUGUACGAAUGUUUAUAAUUGUGGAAUUGAAAAGUUCCACCCCCGUCAAACUAACAGAAGUAAGCUGCGACAGGAAUUACAAAAGGAAGAAAGCAAACUACAAAAGUUAAAGCAGGAAAUCCAAAAUCGCGAGUCUUCGGUUGAAAGUUUAAAAAAGUCAUUAGUUAAUCAGGUUGAACAGAAACUUUUGGCUGAAAAUGCAUCAGACUAUUAUGUUGGAGGACUAAGAAAUUGGUCUCUGUUGAGAGAGCAUGUACAUUUAAUUGAAAGUUAUUGCAAGAGAUAUUUUAAUGGGAAAAUUCCCCCAAAACAGAACCUUUCGCAAAUUCUGAGAAUGGCUAUGGUCGAUGUCGAUGAACAACGCGAGAAUUUCUCACAGUCAAAGCGCCGACGUGUUCACGAGAAUCCCGCCAAGGACGUCCUUGAAAAAUACGGAAUUAAAUUCCCUGUGGGUUCAACAAUUUCGUCGCCUUCAUGUGCAUCAAGUUUUUCCAAUCCUAGUUCUGAUAUUUGGUCUCGCUGCCAACCCAAGUCAAAGGCGGAAGAAGAAGCACAGUUGGAGUUAGUGUUGAAAGCAAGUACCUGCGAUGUAAGGGUGAAAGAAGACCAGAGUAGUGAUGUAAAAACUGAGCAUGUCAGUUGCAUAGAUUUAACACAUCACAAUGCCAAUGUACCAACAAUUGCAACAGACGCUGCCGAUGAUGUAAGUGAAGUCGCUUCUUUGAAUUCCACUUCAAGCGUGAGCAACGCAGCCAUGGCGUUAAUAUCAUUGUACAACACUACCAGUACCUCAAACGUCUCCCAUGGCGAUGAGAUAUAG